Messenger RNA from Dioscorea cayenensis subsp. rotundata (Guinea yam), 2009 nucleotides. RefSeq names its product FAD synthase. The record is from RefSeq and is a predicted model, not a curated record. The transcript has 16 exons. Gene Ontology annotation, molecular function: FMN adenylyltransferase activity. Bases 53 to 1594 code for a protein of 513 amino acids. Gene Ontology annotation, biological process: FAD biosynthetic process. Lineage: Eukaryota; Viridiplantae; Streptophyta; Magnoliopsida; Dioscoreales; Dioscoreaceae.
CCCCUCUCUCUCUCUCUCUCUCUCUCUCUCUGUCUCUCCCUCACUGUUGGAGAUGGAAAUCGACGAGGCCAUAAGGGCGAGCAGUGACCGCAGGCUGCAGACCAAGUACAACAACGCGGCCUACAUCAUCCAAAGGGCUUUCGCCCUCUAUGAGUUUGAGCAGGUUGCCUUCAGUUUUAAUGGGGGGAAGGACUCAACUGUUUUGCUGCAUCUACUGCGCGCGGGCUAUUUUUUGUAUAAGAAGAAUGCCCAUCAUCCCAAGGGGAGCCAAAAGGACCAUGUGUUAAACUGUCCCAUGCGGACCAUCUACUUUGAGAGCCCUUCGGCUUUCCCGGAGAUAAAUUCAUUCACUUAUGAAACUGCCUCUAUUUAUGACUUGCAAUUGGAAGUAAUUUGUUCGGAUUUUAAAUCUGGUUUAGAGGCUCUAUUAGAACAAAAACCAACAAAAGCUAUCUUCCUUGGCACUCGAAUAGGUGACCCUAAUGCGGUCGGUCAGGAGCAGUUCUCACCUAGUUCAAUCGGAUGGCCACCUUUUAUGAGGGUGAAUCCUAUCUUGGAUUGGUCAUACAGAGAUGUUUGGGCUUUUAUUUCAACUAGCAAGGUUCAAUAUUGCAGUCUCUAUGAUAAAGGAUAUACCUCCAUCGGGAGCAUCUAUGAUACAGUUCCAAAUCCAUUAUUGUGCACUAUUGAUUCUCUCAGCAACACAGAGAAGUUCAAACCAGCAUACCUACUUUCUGAUGGUAGAUUGGAAAGGGCUGGGAGAGCAAGAAAGCGGAAUCAAGUCUCUGAAGCUUCUAUAGAUAUAAGCAACGGCCCAAAUAUCAUUCGUUCACAGCAGAAUGGUGCUCUCAUGGCAUCAAUUAUUGCUGUUGGUGAUGAGAUUCUGUUUGGCAACAUUGAGGAUGAAAUAGCUGGAACAUUAUGCAGAAAACUCCAUGCAAUAGGUUGGCAUGUUUCACAUAAGGCAGUUGUCCGGAAUGAGAUUGAUUCGGUGGCUGAAGAAGUUGAAAACAGGAAAUCCACAGAUGAUUUGGUAUUCUUAUUUGGAGGAGUUGGCCCUUUGCAUUUAGAUGUUUCAAUGGCAGGUGUUGCGAAAGCAUUUGGGACUCGUCUGGCACCUGAUGAAGAGUUUGAGGAGUAUCUGAGGCAUCUUAUAGGCAACCAUUGCACUGGAGACCGUAAUGAGAUGGCUUUGUUGCCCGAAGGCAUUACUGAGUUGCUGCAUCAUGAAAUGCUAUCUGUGCCAUUGAUCAAAUGUGGUAAUGUGGUGAUCCUUUCCGCUACUAAUGCUUAUGAAGUGGAAAAACAGUGGAAUUGUCUCCUAGAAUCGGCAAACACCCCCUUAGUCCAGCUGGCACCAUUCUUCUCAAAGCAUCUUAGCACUAUGCUAUCGGAUGUUGAACUUUCAGAAACUCUGUCCAGAUUGUGCCUCGACUUUCCAGAUCUAAACUUAAGUUGUCAUCGCAAGGCUAGAACAGGGCCUCUCAUCAUCAAUUUUACUGGAAAGGACCAUACGAGAGUUGAGUUGGCUGCGAAGGUGCUUUCUCAGAAAUAUCAUGGAGCAUUUUCUGAAUUCAAUUUUGAGGGAGUUUAGAAAGAAUUCGAAAGGAAGAGCUGUUUUUCUCAAUAGGUGAUGCGCAAAUGUGUUCAACCGAUCAUUCGGAGGACCAAGUUUACUUCACCAGAAUCAAGGUGGUGUUAUUUCUCCAAGACAAAUAUGCCAACAAAUUGUUGGAGCAAAUCAUACAGAAGUAGUUGCAUAAGGAAUUCAAUGCCUGGAGCUUUGAUUCGGAAUUCUCUGCUUUCCCCUGUUAAAUGGCUCUGGUCUUUCCUUUUUCGGUUUUUUAGGCAAAAGACGAAAGAAUCAUCAUAUAGUUAUUUGUAUGACUUGACAAUCAAUGUGUCAUGCUAAUAACGCAGAUUUCAUUAAACUCUUGAAGCUUUUGCUUAAUUCAUAGAUUAUUGAAAUGAAAAUGAACAGAGCAGAGCAAACUCUUUGUUUUUUGUCA